Messenger RNA from Haemonchus placei, 1596 nucleotides. The record is from the annotation of a GenBank genome assembly. Lineage: Eukaryota; Metazoa; Nematoda; Chromadorea; Rhabditida; Trichostrongylidae.
AUGCGUCUAAUAGAACCGUUGGAAUUACUAUUAUGGUUCGCUAUAGUGAAUAGCUGCAAUUUGCCUAUCACUGACUGGAACUUGAAUCAACUUCAUGCAAAUGUAUUGUUUCAGGCGAUCUUCUUUAUUUUAUUUGUUCUUGUGCUUGCAAUUUUGAUCGUUCACCUCCUUAUAAUAUCUGGAAUUCAAUUUAUUCCAGAAAGUCUUGCAAUUGUUAUUCUGGGAGCGGUCGUAGGAUCGAUACUUUCCUAUUCUGAUCAUGAUUGGAGCGAGAUAGAGGCUCUAAGCCCCGAUGUGUUUUUCCUAGUCUUAUUACCUCCUAUAAUAUUUGAAAAUGCAUAUAAUCUUAACAAAGGCUACUUUUUCUCAAAUAUUGGUCCGAUUUUGUCGUUUGCCAUAUUAGGAACGGCAGUAUCGGCACUUGUUAUUGGAUUUUGUAUAUACAUACUCGGUCAAGCUGAUCUAGUCUACGAGUUUUCUGUUUUCGAAUGUUUUGCUUUUGCUUCCACGAUAUCUGCUGUCGAUCCGGUGGCUACUCUGGCUAUUUUUCAAGCAGUGAAGGUCGAGGGCUUACUGUACAUGCUGGUGUUUGGCGAAUCCAUGCUGAAUGAUGCCGUUUCUAUAGUUCUGGGACCAUCAGAAAUUCUUGCCAGUGUAUCAAGUACAUUUCUUGCAAUGUUUACCCUAUCAGCUGUGCUUGGUCUGGCUAUUGGACUUCUCAGUGCUUUGCUGUUCAAGCAUGUUGAUCUCAGAAAAACUCCAUCCCUUGAGUUUGCUCUUCUCCUAAUAUUUGCUUACAUUCCAUAUGGAUUCGCUGAAGCGCUGUCACUCUCAGGUAUUAUGGCCAUAUUGUUCUGUGGAAUAACAAUGUCUCAAUAUACGCAACAGAAUAUCAGUCCAGUCACGCAAAUAACAUUUCGACAAACUUUUCGAACUAUUUCAUUUGUAGCAGAGACGUCGACGUUUGCAUAUAUCGGCAUGGCAUUCUUCACGAUCAAAUUGAACUUCCAACCAUCUCUAAUUUUUUGGUGUAUAGUUUUAUGUCUCGUCAGUCGAGCAUUGAAUAUCUUUCCAAUCUCCUAUGCAGUAAACAAGUGCCGUCGUGAAGUACAGAUUUCUAUGAAGAAUCAAAUCAUCUUAUGGUUCAGUGGCAUGCGUGGUGCUGUAUGCUUCGCUCUAGUAUUAUACAUGGAAGUGGAAAAAGAGAAGAAAUCAGUCAUUUUGACGACCACGUUAUUCCUCAUUCUCUUUACAACACUUUUUCUUGGCGGUACAGCAAUGCCGUUCAUUUCUUUUAUAAAUAAAUGUUAUCCCGAUGAAAGACCCCGACGAAGAAGAAGAGCUCUUCGGCGUCGCAGCGAUGCUGUUAUGAUGAGUAAAACUCAAGAGAUGGCAAUGUUUGGAAGUGAUGAGUGGACGCCGAAACGAAACGAGCACGUGGAUAGACCGUCAACGGCAACCGGUCGACUAAUGAGGCAACUUUUUGUUCGCAAGUUCACCGCAUCGGAACGACAAGAAAAUCGCGAGAAGUUGGCUGCACUGACGAGAACUGUGCUGAGAAAUGGAGAGGAGUCGGAGAGCGAGGUGAUUGAGUGA